AUGACAGUAGAUGAAGCAGCGAAACAACACAAACUUCGUGAUGGUAACCGCGAAUCAGCUUAUAAAUGUUUUGAAGCAUAUGCUGAUUUAGGUGAUGUGAAAGCAAAAUACUUUAAAGCAUAUUAUAUUCAACAAAAAUUGGUUAGACUUGAUAUUGACCAAACAGAUAAAAAUAAAUUAGUUGCAAAAUUAUAUAAAGAAGCUUCGGAUUCAGGCGAUGAAUUUCCUGAAGCUCAAUUACGUUAUGGUGACUGUUUAUUUAAAGGUGUAGGAGUUCAAAGGGAUUUAAAAGAAUCUGCUUUAUAUUUUACCAAGGCCGCUGAAAAUGGCAAAGCUGUUGGUAUGUUUAAUGCCGCUACUUUGUAUUUAUCUGAUAAAGCUGGUAUUAAGGAAGAAGCAUUGGGUGAGAAAUAUAUGAGAUUAGCUGCUUAUAAACAACAUAAGCAAGCUAUUGACUAUUGCAAGAAAAAUGGUUUGCCUUUAUAA
Messenger RNA from Funneliformis geosporum, 486 nucleotides. The record is from the annotation of a GenBank genome assembly. Lineage: Eukaryota; Fungi; Glomeromycota; Glomeromycetes; Glomerales; Glomeraceae.